AUGGCGCAGGCCCUAUGUAGAGGUCUUAUUAAUUCAAAGCGUGUCACUGCCGAUAGCAUACUGGCGAGCUGUCCGAAAAGAGAUACACAUUUACUGGAAGCCAUGAAGACAUUAGGCGUGCAUACAACUCACGAUAAUGUUCAAGUUGUUCAUCAUUCGGAGGUGUUCUUUAUCGCUACCAAACCAUCGACCGUCAGUAAGAUCGCGUCUGAAAUCGCUCCCUCUAUCACGAGANAUCAAUUGUUGAUUUCCAUUGCUAUGGGCACUACUCUCAGAUCAAUUGAAUCGCUUCUACCAGCGAAAAGUCGUGUGGCUCGAGUGAUGCCAAACACACCGGCUGUUGUAAGAGCGGGUGCAUCAGCUUACAGUGUUGGAUCGGCAUGCAGAGAUGGCGAUUCAGACAUCGUUAAAGAUCUGCUUUCUACGGUCGGAUAUGCGGUUGAAGUGCCCGAAAGUUUACUUGAUCCCGUCACUGGUCUCAGUGGCAGCGGACCAGCAUACAUUUUCGCCGCAAUCGAAGGUCUUGCGGAUGGUGGCGUUAAAAUGGGCAUACCACGAGAUCUGGCCAUCGAACUAGCUGCACAUACAGUGAUGGGCGCCGCAAAGAUGGUACUGGAAAGUGAUAAACAUCCGGCACAACUCAAAGACGACGUACAGUCACCAAGUGGAAGCACGGUGUAUGCAAUGCACAAACUGGAAUUAGGUGGCUUCAAAGGCCUCCUUAUAGAUGCAGUUGAGGCGGCCACAAAUCGCUCAAAAGAGACCAGCACUGGUGCGGCAUUACGAAACGGAUCAACAUAUGAAACUAGCGAACUGUGA
This is a messenger RNA of Anisakis simplex (herring worm), 819 nucleotides long. The record is from the annotation of a GenBank genome assembly. Lineage: Eukaryota; Metazoa; Nematoda; Chromadorea; Rhabditida; Anisakidae.